This is a messenger RNA of Tarenaya hassleriana, 1075 nucleotides long. Its product is annotated as late embryogenesis abundant protein 31. Lineage: Eukaryota; Viridiplantae; Streptophyta; Magnoliopsida; Brassicales; Cleomaceae. The record is from RefSeq and is a predicted model, not a curated record. Bases 203 to 943 code for a protein of 246 amino acids. The transcript is spliced from 4 exons.
GGUAAGGGAUACGUGUGCUGCUUGGCUCGGCCUUAAGAAGCUCAGAAGCUGGACGACUGCCACGUAUGUCCUUGUUACGUCAUCAUGCUUAUCCACGUGUCGAGACCUCACCAUCUCACACUUUCGUCUACGAUCAAGCCCAGCUUUAAUACACUUCAUACUCGAUGCGAAAGAGAGAAGAAAGUGGUAAAAAAAGAAAGAGAUGAGUCAAGCACAGCCAGAAAGGCAAGAGCCGAUCAAAUACGGCGACGUUUUCAAUGUCUCCGGCGAGCUGGCCGACAAGCCUGUGGCACCGGGGGAUGCUAACAUGAUGCAGGCGGCGGAGACACGUGUCUUCGGACAUACCCAGAAAGGCGGCACCGCCGCAGUUAUGCAGUACGCCGCCGCCAUCAACGAGCGGAGCGGCUUUGUUCACCACGGCGACACAACCGACGUCGCCGCCGACCGCGGCAUCACGGUGGCUCAGACCGAUGUCCCAGGGGCACGUGUCACCACCGAGUUCGUCGGUGGUCAGGUUGUCGGGCAAUACGUGGAGGCGAAGCCGGGUGUGACGGCCCCAGAAGCGGUGGAAGCGGGUCUGCAGAGUGCGAUCACAAUAGGCGAAGCAUUGGAAGCGGCGGUUCACAGAGAGAGAGAGAGAGAUGAUCAAAUCAGAGCCACCGGAAGCAAUACCAUUGUUCACGGUGGCCUGGCCGCCACUGCCCAAUCAGCCGCCACCCAUAACCUCACGGUGGCUCGGGACGAGGACAAGAUCAAGCUUGGAGAAGUUCUCACGGGAGCGACGUGGAAGUUACCGGUGGAUAAGGAGGCGACGAGGGAAGACGCGGAGGGGGUGGUGAGUGCGGAGCUGAGGAACAGCCCGAACUUGUCUACUCAUCCAGGCGGGGUGGCUGCUUCCAUCACGGCCGCGGCUAGGCUCAACGAGAGGGACGAACACACGUGAUCUGAUCCGACCGGUGGCUCUCCCCUUGGUCCUAAGUCUGUUUUCCAUGUUUUUUGGUUUUAGUUUUUGUCCGAGGCUUGUUGUUAAGGUGUGUUUGGUUGUAGAUAUGUAGUGCAAGCUUUUAUGAUUUUU